AUGGAGCCCACCGCGGGGAGCGAAAAGGAGAGUGGACCAGGCGCGGCUGCAGGGAAAUGUGUGAGUAGGAUCUCAGUGCCAAGACCUCCCUCCAUUGAGGAAUUCACCAUAGUGAAGCCGAUUAGCCGUGGCGCCUUCGGGAAGGUGUAUCUGGGACAGAAAGGCGGCAAAUUGUAUGCGGUGAAGGUUGUCAAAAAAGCAGAUAUGAUCAACAAAAACAUGACUCAUCAGGUACAAGCUGAGAGGGAUGCACUGGCCCUAAGCAAAAGUCCUUUCAUUGUCCAUUUGUACUAUUCACUGCAGUCAGCGAACAAUAUCUACUUGGUAAUGGAAUAUCUUAUCGGUGGAGAUGUCAAGUCUCUCCUACAUAUAUAUGGUUAUUUUGAUGAAAAGAUGGCUGUGAAAUAUAUUUCUGAAGUGGCAUUGGCUCUAGAUUACCUUCAUAGACAUGGAAUCAUUCACAGGGAUUUGAAACCAGACAAUAUGCUUAUUUCUAAUGAAGGUCAUAUUAAACUAACAGAUUUUGGCCUUUCCAAAGUUACUUUAAAUAGAGAUAUCAAUAUGAUGGAUAUCCUUAUAACACCAUCAAUGGCUAAACCUAGACAAGAUUAUUCAAGAACCCCAGGACAAGUAUUAUCUCUCAUCAGCUCUUUGGGAUUUCACCCACCACCAGCUGCAGACAAAAGUGAGGAAUCUGAAAAUGUUCUUUCAACUCAUGCGUCUGAGACAUCACAACUUUCUCAAGGACUAAUCUGUCCUAUGUCUAUGGAUCAAAAGGAUAGUACUCCUUAUUCUAGCACACUACUGAAAUCAUGUCUUGAAAUAGUUGCCUCCAACCCCGGAAUACCUGUCCAGUGUCUAACCUCUCAUCUACUCCAGUCUAGGAAAAGGCUGGCCACGUCGAGUGCCAGUAGUCAGUCCCACACUUUCGUGUCCAGUGUGGGAUCUGAAUGCCACAGCAGCCCCAGAUGGGAAAAGGAUUGCCAGGAAAGUGAGGAAGCAUUGGCCUCUGCCAUGAUGAGUUGGAGCACAACGGAAAAGUCUUUAUGCACAAAAUCUACAAACGCCAUCAAGACCAGAAGUUUCUGUAAGAAAGAUCUUGAGUUAGCCCUUUCUCCCAUUCAGAACAGCACUGCCAUUCCUGCCAGUGGAAGCUAUUGUGUAAACCCUGCUAAAAAAUGCUUCUCUGGAAAAGUUUCUUGGGAAGCAAGAGAACUGGAUAUAAAUAAUAUUAAUAUGGCCACUGGCAUAAGACAGUCCGAUUUUCAUCAGUCACAUCAGGGGGCUGUGGAUUCUGAUGAUAUGAUUGAAGAACAUCUUGGGAAAAGAAGUGUUAAGAGACAUUUUGAGUUAGUUGACUCCAGUCCUUGUCAGAAAACCAUACAGUAUAAAAAAAGUUGUACAGAGUAUAAGCAUGGUAAUGAAAUGAGAGAUUGUUAUACAAAUCAAAGUACAAGCUUAACAACUGAAGUUCAAGACCUUAAGCUAUCGGAAUGUAGAAGUCAGCAAAAUGACUAUGCUAAUAAGGAGAACAUGGUUGAUUCUUUUAUGGAUAAACAACAAACACCAGAAAAAACACGUAUCCCAAUGAUAGCAAAAAACCUUAUGUGUGAACUGGAUGAAGACUGUGACAAGCAUAAUGACAACUUAAGUUCUAGUUUUCUAUGUUCUGACGAUGAUAGAGCUUCUAAAAGUAUUUAUGUAGACUCUGAUUCAUCUUUUCCUGGAAUUUCUAUAAUGGAAAGUCCAUUAGAAAGGCAGUCUUUAGAUCCAAAUAAUAGCAUCAAAGAAUCUUCUUUUGAGGAAUCAAAUAUUGAAGACCUACUUACUAUAUCACUGAACAGCCAAAAAAGUCCCUUGCCAAAAGGUGAUGAGAACCCUGCUGUUCAAGACAGUAACCAAAAAAUGUUAGCUCCUUCUUCGGAGGUGCUGAAAACAUUAACUUGCUCUAAAAGAAAUGCUGUAGCGUUUCGAAGUUUUAACAGUCAUAUUAAUGUAUCCAAUAACUCAGAACCAUCCAAAAUGAGCUUUACUUUCGAUGCGAUGGAUAUGUCAUGUGCUUAUAGUGGUUCAUAUCCCAUGGCCAUAACCCCUACUCAGAAAGAAAGACCCUACUUCUAUCAGCAGACCCCAAAUCAGGUCAAGUCAGGAACUCCAUAUCGAACUCCAAAGAGUGUAAGAAGAGGGGCAGCCCCAGUGGAUGACGGGCGAAUCCUGGGAACCCCAGACUACCUCGCACCUGAGUUGUUAUUAGGCAGGGCCCAUGGAUUUCUGACUUCGGGUCCUGCAGUAGACUGGUGGGCACUUGGAGUUUGCUUGUUUGAAUUUCUAACAGGAAUUCCCCCUUUCAAUGAUGAAACACCACAACAGGUAUUCCAGAAUAUUCUGAAAAGAGAUAUCCCUUGGCCUGAAGGUGAAGAAAAGUUAUCUGAUAAUGCUCAAAGUGCAGUAGAAAUACUUUUAACCAUCGAGGACACAAAGAGAGCUGGAAUGAAAGAGCUGAAACAUCAUCCUCUCUUCAGUGAAGUGGACUGGGAAAAUCUGCAGCAUCAAACUAUGCCUUUCAUACCCCAACCAGAUGGCGAAACAGAUACAUCCUAUUUUGAAGCCAGGAAUAAUGCUCAGCGCCUGACUGUAUCUGGAUUUAGUCUAUAG
This is a messenger RNA of Pteronotus mesoamericanus, 2655 nucleotides long. It is a transcript of the gene MASTL, whose product is annotated as microtubule associated serine/threonine kinase like. Gene Ontology annotation, biological process: intracellular signal transduction; peptidyl-serine phosphorylation. Gene Ontology annotation, molecular function: ATP binding; protein serine/threonine kinase activity. The transcript has 13 exons. NCBI's taxonomy places the organism in Eukaryota, Metazoa, Chordata, Mammalia, Chiroptera, Mormoopidae. The record is from RefSeq and is a predicted model, not a curated record. The coding region runs from base 1 to 2655 and encodes 884 amino acids.